Molecule: messenger RNA, 1158 nt
Organism: Microthlaspi erraticum
Lineage: Eukaryota; Viridiplantae; Streptophyta; Magnoliopsida; Brassicales; Brassicaceae
Source: the annotation of a GenBank genome assembly
AUGAACUCAUCCGUUAAAGGGGAAUCCGAGGUUCUAAACGGGGAAUGCGGCGACCGUUCUUGCGAGGGAAUUCUGCACGAGGAUACGGGAUCCGAUCCUGAGCUCGGUGAGGAGAAAGUCCCUGAUUGCGCUAGGCUCGAUGGUAUCCCUCAAAAGAUUGAGAUGCCGUGGAGAUCAUCGUCAAGAUCUCUGGCUCGGGAUGGUCGAUCGGGGAUGACCGAAGAUAUAGUCAUCGCUUUGCGGGAGAGGGUGGGAAUCAGUGACGCGGUCAAGAUUCUCGUUCCCUUACCUGACCAAAGGCCGAUGGACGCUCCACCUGGAUGGUUUUGCCUCUACGAAUGCUUCCUCACGGAGUUUGGAAUACGUUUUCCGGUCCUCCCGUUACUUCUCGAGUAUGCGUAUGAGCGGGGUGUAGCGUUGAGUCAGCUGACCCAUGGUGUAGUGCGGCAUAUGGUCUUCUCGGCCGCUCUGGCGAAGGCAGCCGGGAUGAAGCUAGACAGGGAGCUCUUUGAGCGAAGGAUUGUCCCAAGGAAAGUAAAUACUACUCUAAAGGAGAAGUUUAGAACUUUACGCGACUUGAGUAGAGAGACUUGGGCGGAUGCGUUUGCCGAGACCGAAAGGAAGAAGAAGGAAAAGAAAGGAAAGGCUAUUGCUAUAGCGAUUCCUCUCUGGAAGACAGGCUUAAGGAAAAGGGCUCCGGCUUUGGUGGAUGAUGAUAUCCUGAUUUCUGAUCCUUUAUCCAAGCGGAUGAGGUCAGAUUCCUGCGAGCUAGGUGAUCUUCCUCAGUCACUGGGGUCUCUUGGGGGUGUCACCAGUGGCGAUUUCUCUUCUCGGACUGUCGUGGCUUCUACUGGUCAGGGCGGGGAUAUGAGUAUCCUGGAGUCUGGAGGUGACGGGGUGACGGAUUCCGUCGGGAUAGACUCCGAUGCUGUCUCCUUUAAGUGGAAAGGUGGUGCUCCUUUAAUGGAUAAUGGCGACUUUAGUGGAGAGAUGGUUUGGGGUUGCAAACCUAAGCCAUGCUGGGGGGUUCCGCGUGGUGAGCUUGAGUUCAAGGGUGCUUUCGAUGAGGCUUCUAAUAAUCUUAUUAGAGCCGGAGGGAAGUUUGCUGCGUUGAUUCAACUUUAUGACGGCGCUCAAGGGUGCUCGGAGCGGAGUUGA